Messenger RNA from Lactuca virosa, 1183 nucleotides. Lineage: Eukaryota; Viridiplantae; Streptophyta; Magnoliopsida; Asterales; Asteraceae. The record is from the annotation of a GenBank genome assembly.
AUGAUGGAAACAACCUCAUCGUUUGGGUCGGCAUCGUCGACUCCGUCGCUUCCUAACCUGCCGCCGAUUCAACUAAACGUGGAUGAUCAUCCGAAGGUUGUAGGAGGAGGAAUCGAAGAGCAAUUUUCUCAGAUGACUGUACAGCAACGACAUCAUAAGCAACAAAACGAUGCGGGCUUCAUCCCUGCGGCGACUCCAGUGGUGGUUUCAGGUUCUCCGAUGAGUUCUGCGACGGCGAUCCCGGAACAGUCUGAUCCCUUCUCAUCCUAUCAAGGUUUACAUAUGGCUUAUCAAAAGGAUGAACAGCAAUUUCAGCAAAAACAAUCUACGGGAUUUGAUUUGGCUUCUUCGGAUUCAGUUUUAAGCGAUCAGUUAACGCCAAUUCUUCAAAUCCAAUCUUCUGGUAACAAUAAUCGAUCUACUGAUCUAAACGAAACCCCUGAUCAAAACACGAGAAUUCAGAUCCAACAACAACAAAUUCAAAAUUCUCCUUAUUUAUUGUCGAUGCCAACAACCCAACAACUCCAAUUUAUUCAUACUGCUGCUCCACCACCACAAUACAUCCACCACCACCACCCUUCUCCGGCGGUGGUUCCGGUAGCACCUUACUACCAGAUGUACCAGUCUCAGGGCCACCACCAUCCUCAAAAUCCGGCAAUGGGUCAGCAGAAUUUCGUGUAUUUAAUGCCCCACCAAGGGUACAACUUCCCAUUGCAGCAACAACAACCAAGUGAUUCAGAUUCUCCCCGGAAAAAUCAACCUGCUCCAAAAACUGAAUUUCCGGCAGGUGUUUACAGAAGAACAAAUUCAGGUAGUCCACAGCUGAUGCGGGUCCCAUCUGGUAAUCAAUAUGGUGGUGGAGGUAAUUAUGCUUAUGAAGGACAGCAGUUACAGCAGCAUAUAUACUAUGGAAAACAGGCUAUGCCUCCUCAAACAGCUGCACAAUAUCAAACAAUCACAUCGACUGCAGAGCCAUGAGAUUUGAGAGCUGAGUUUAUUGGAAAAUUUUGCAGCAAAUUGUGACUUGUUUAUUUCUAUUUUCAUGUAUUAUAUUGUAUGUAUUAUAUUGUAUGAAUGUUAUUAUUAUUAGUAUUGGUUUGUGGUAUAUGUAUUUUGUGAAAAAGUUCACACCUUUUUCUUGUUUAAAUUGUGUAUACUACGAUAAUAUAUAUAGAGGUGGUAC